AUGUCUGGGGAUGAAUUUUCUGGAGGACAAAAGAUUAAUUAUCCAGUCCAAUUAUCAUCGAUUCCGGCGUUUUACCGUGGCGGGAGGAUUAUACCUAGGAGAGAACGGAUUCGGCGCUCUUCCUGGAUGAUGCGACACGACCCCUUCACUCUUAUAGUUACGUUGGAUAAUAGGAUUCCUAAUUGCCUAGGCCACCUUUAUCUUGAUGACUAUCAUAGUCGGCGACGUGGAGCAUCAUCUUAUCCCGGAGCUACAAUGCUUCACCUCAUGUACAAUCAGACGCCUAGCGUUGCUGGACAUGCCUCCAGUCAUGGACCUGGCGGCUUCCUUCAGCUUCGUGUAGUACCUACUCCUGGGAUGGAUAGCCAGUCAUCGCUUAAAAUGGCUGCUUUAAAUCAUGGUUACAUUGAACGCAUUAUCUUUUUAGGGUUUUCUCAUCCAGCCAUCCGUGCUACUGUGUUGUUCUCUGAUGGACGGCGGCAGUCCAUGGACUACACCUAUUCUGCCAAUUCUCCCAAACGGGCAGGAAUUCUGAUUAUUCGUAGGGCGAAUCUCAGACUCACUGAAGAUUGGCGCAUACACUUGGUAACUGAAGUUAAUAAUAGAGAAGAUUUGUGA
Molecule: messenger RNA, 618 nt
Organism: Protopolystoma xenopodis
Lineage: Eukaryota; Metazoa; Platyhelminthes; Monogenea; Polystomatidea; Polystomatidae
Source: the annotation of a GenBank genome assembly